Penicillium brevicompactum is the source of this 2124-nucleotide messenger RNA. RefSeq lists its product as uncharacterized. The record is from RefSeq and is a predicted model, not a curated record. The transcript has 2 exons. Lineage: Eukaryota; Fungi; Ascomycota; Eurotiomycetes; Eurotiales; Aspergillaceae. The coding region runs from base 1 to 2124 and encodes 707 amino acids.
AUGCUGGACUGGAUGAAGGGGAACGAAGGUGCCCAAGCUCCAGAUGAUUCCAAAUUGCUAGAACCUCCUGAGACCCCCGGUCAUGUCUUCGCGAUUCGAGCGUUCAAGAGCGCGAUUUUUGGUACCCCCGGGGCCGAGGAAGAACCUGAAAACAACGCGUCCCUACCAAAACAAUCCGACCACCAACGAAGCAAGAGUGAUUCGAUCAAAUUAGCGCCACCCGAGCUUAAGCCCGACGUGAAGCCAGCCGACGACGCGACUGCUAACCCCUCGGGUUCUCCCACGAAAAGCAUACUAGUGACACCUGGAACUGCCUUGCGUCGCAAAACCGUCUCUUUUGGUGAAAGUGUCGUCGAUAACGAGGGGAAGCGACCUGGGUCAGCGAGUAAGCCUGUCAAGACUCCACCAAACCCUUCUGGAAACAUCAGUACCCAGUGGAUGUCUGGAUCCUCGGAUGGCAGUGGGAAGCCACGCAGUAAACUCACCCAAACCCUCAUGAACGCGCGCGACAACGCUUCCAAGAACUCGGACACUGCCAAGACCGAUGAAAGUACAGACAAACCCAGCACCUCUACGAUGGAAGUUCUCGACAACGAAGAUAUCACUAUGAACCUAGAAGACCCGCAUUCGGAGUCUGGUAAAUAUUGGAAGACAGAAUUCGACAAUUACCGUGUUAAGACCAACCGCGAGAUCAAGAAGUUGAUCCAUUACCGGUCGAUUGCCAAGUCUUACGCUCGUAAGAAGGAUUCUGAGGCCAUGCGACUAGCCGAUAAACUGAAAGAGGAGGAAGAGAAAGUUGCGGAGAUGGAGAGACAGGUUUCUCGACUUGCCUCUUCUAUGGUUGGCCAGGAGUCUACCAGCGACAAGGAGCGUUUGGUCCAAGACCUGACCAAACAGACGGCACUUGCCUUACAAUACAAGCAGCAGGUCACUUCUCUGCGCCACACUUUGGAGAAGCAUGAUGUUGUAAGCGAUGCCGCAACUGUUGCAGAGAAAAAGAAAGAAGCGUCUCCGCCAACCGACCAGUCCGACGAGCUUCACAAGACACAGCAGGAGCUUAAACAGGCCAAUGCUAAGAUCGAGGAGAUGCAGCGUCAGCAAUCAGAGCUCAACACCCUGCAGAACCUGGCCCAGAGCUCAGAGAAGAAAGCGCAUGCAUUGGAACAGGAAAACAACACUCUCAAGCAAACGUUAGCUCGAGUCAAGCAAGAAAUGUCACGAUACGAAGGGCGACGCAAGGAAAAAGAAACAAGACUGAAACAAAGGGAGGCUAAACUGGAGCUGCGCAUCCAGGAGUACAGAGAGAAGCUCAAAACCCUCUCUCAGGACCAUCGUGAAUCGGAGGAUAACUUGAGAAACACCUGUGACGCAGAGCGUCGCCAGAUGCAGAAGCAAAUCGAUCUUCUGAAACUCAGACUAGGUCCUGGUGAACGUUUUCCAGCAUUGCCGUCUACUGAACGGCAAUUCCUCAGUCCCCGCAAAGACCACACCGGCGUCCAGACAUUCGAUUUUGCUGGCCAGGAUCAUGAUGAUGACGCACCAGAGGAAGAGCCCACUGAUGACAUUGAAGCCCCACCAAGCCCAAGCCCACGCUCCAAGGUCCGCGAGCCGCGGCCUACUCUGCGAAGCGCCACUAUGGGCACCCUUGGAACUAGACGCAGCGCACAAGAGGUAGCCGCCGACGACGACGAAGUCACACAUUAUCUAAACAAGAUCCUGCCCAAGCCACGCCAUGGAACUCAUAUUGAGGGCCCGGUCCAAGUCCCACCUUCAUCGCCCCCGGACAUCUCAGCUCUCAAAUCCCUGAACCGGACUUUCUCAAGACGGCGACUCGGGGAUGGCCAGCGUUCCUAUCGCUCUUUGAACAUCACUGGGGACGAUGAUACUAGACUCAGCAACAAGCCCGCACAUCGUGAGCGCCCCCAUAUCAAAACCACCCUGGAUUCUCUCUCCGACUUGCCCCAUCGCACCCGAUAUCCAGGGUACACCAUUUCCACCGGCGAACGAGUGGGUAAGAGACACUCGGCGCCCGCUGAACAGCGCGACGCUCUCACCCCCGAACGAUUCGCAGCAGCGAAAUCGCGACUCAGGCAGCGGAAAGCCCUUGGAAAGGAGAAUGUAUGA